Molecule: messenger RNA, 906 nt
Organism: Lineus longissimus
Lineage: Eukaryota; Metazoa; Nemertea; Pilidiophora; Heteronemertea; Lineidae
Exons: 7
Coding region: 101-745 (214 amino acids)
Biological process (GO): cell-matrix adhesion
Cellular component (GO): lysosome; extracellular region
Molecular function (GO): calcium ion binding
Source: RefSeq, a predicted model, not a curated record
UGGUUAUAAAAUCAGGCGUGGAUGGCCCAGCUCUACACCACCAGUCUCAACCAAGCCAGAGAUAUCGUCAUUUGACUGAAGGAGAUUCGGCAGAAACGAGAUGAAUUUCAGCAUCUUUGCUAUACUUUUGGGAAUCGUAGGUGUUACCUGGGGCUCACCUCUCUCAGCAUUACAUGGAACAAGGGUUGCAAGAGAUGUCGGAGGCGCAGCACCACCACGUUGUGUUAUUCCGCCACUCUGGGAAGCAAAAUCAACAAUCAUCACUAAACAAGGCAACGCGUCACCGACGGCGCCACUAACCACGAAUAUUGCUUACGAUAGAAACAAUAGACGUAUGAGAGCUGAAAGCUUCAUCGACGUAACGAAUGGUAUCAAUCAAUAUAUCCAUAUAAAGGAUGAUCAUCUUAUAACAUAUCUACCAGUGACAGAAAAAUGCUUCACUAAUGACGUUUCAACCGAUAUGAUGUUCAAGACAUAUGAAGUGUCGGCAAAUGCAACAUACUUCGGAAGAACAAAGCUGGGAGAUGUUUGGCACCACAAACAGGGGUUUCCAGUAUUUCCUGGUCCAAAUCUCAAAACGGGCAUGGCAGAUAUCUAUCUUACAUUGACUGAUGAUGGGAGCUGUUUACCUGUGUCAAUAACAGCUCACCUCAGUUCACUUAAGGUGAACGCAACUAUAUCAUUCGACGACAUAACAAUCGGGAUUAAAGACACAAGCAUAUGGGCGAUUCCAGACUAUUGCUAGGGCGUCACCUGCAUACUUUCUAGGGUCCCGCCGGUAUUCCGAAAACGCUGCCCGAGGGAUUCUAACAGUGCACUUACUUCAGCGAAUGAAAAGUAUACAGGCCUGUUACCAGCCAAUUCACUCAUUCAAAGUGUACAUUAAUAAAGGCACUCCUGCAUUAA